Messenger RNA from Babjeviella inositovora NRRL Y-12698, 1029 nucleotides. RefSeq names its product Zn(II)2Cys6 transcription factor domain-containing protein. Bases 1 to 1029 code for a protein of 342 amino acids. Lineage: Eukaryota; Fungi; Ascomycota; Pichiomycetes; Serinales. The record is from RefSeq and is a predicted model, not a curated record. Gene Ontology annotation, molecular function: zinc ion binding; DNA-binding transcription factor activity, RNA polymerase II-specific. Gene Ontology annotation, biological process: regulation of DNA-templated transcription. The transcript has a single exon.
AUGUCCUACCAGCAGCAAGUGCAAGAACAAGGCCACGGAGGUCCCAAUAUCCUCUAUCCAACCUUGCCACUACCGCAGCAGUUCCCCUCUCAAGUGCCAUUCAAUGCCGGUAGUCAGAUCCUAAAUAACUACCAGUUGGAAGGGUAUCCUGGUGGAAGCCAAGUUCUUGCGCCGUCCCAGGAGCUGUAUCCACUAAAUCCCAGUCUUCAACAGCUUCUGAUGGCCCAAAACAGGCCACCCCCCCUCAACGGGGCUAGUUCGGCAAACUAUUCAUUCAACAUGAACCCUAAUAUGAAUGCGUUAACCCCUGAUGGCCGGAACAAGCCCAAAUUUUAUCAAUACCAGAAUAGCGACAUGAAGAUGAGCCCGGUGAACCAACAAAUCGGAUUCAUGCCUGAACAGCAAUGGAUCCCCAGAUCUGAAUCCAUGAGCGCCCCCAAGCCACAGGGCAUGGACCAAACCGCUCUUGGCACCAAUGAAGGGUUUCAGCCGUUAUCCUAUUUCGUCCCGCAAUCGCAAGCUCCGAUGACCAUCUCAGAACCUUUGAAUUCUAGUGUACAUAGAGGCAUGGCCCAUCCAGAUACGCAGCAUCAGGCCUAUCUUAGUACUCAAGUACCUCGCUACUUGAACCACCAGGCUGCGUACCAAGUCGAGGCGAAUGGCAAGAUUUUAGGCUACGCUCCUGACUCACUUCAGUACAUGCCAAACAACGGCCAGGGCUCUGCCGAGUUUAACAUGGCAGGUAUGUCAGGUUUCCAACAAGAUUUCCACUUGAAGCCUUUGGCCAACCGCAAGCGGGUUGCCACGUUGCCGCGUUCCAAGAAAGGCUGUUGGGUUUGUCGUAUCCGCCACCUCAAGUGUGACGAACAAAAGCCUAGUUGCAUGAGCUGUCUGAGAUUAGAUCUCGACUGCGAUUACAAUGAAGAGAGACCAAGUUAUGUUGUUGACAAGAAAGAAAAGACGGUAAAGUUGAAGGAGAUCUCCAAGAUAUGGAAAACCAAGGCCCACAAGAAGAAAUCUAGAAAGUAG